Periophthalmus magnuspinnatus is the source of this 774-nucleotide messenger RNA. RefSeq names its product E3 SUMO-protein ligase ZBED1-like. The transcript is spliced from 2 exons. The record is from RefSeq and is a predicted model, not a curated record. NCBI's taxonomy places the organism in Eukaryota, Metazoa, Chordata, Actinopteri, Gobiiformes, Gobiidae. Gene Ontology annotation, molecular function: protein dimerization activity. The coding region runs from base 1 to 774 and encodes 257 amino acids.
AUGGAUGCCAUGAAGCCCAUGAAGGUAGCAACACUAGUGAUGUCCAAGGAAAGUACACCAACACUAUCAGUUGUUGCACCACUUCAUGCUCAGCUCAUCCAUGAUUUACAAGAGAGUCCAUCUGAUUCCACCUUGGUGAAAGAAAUCAGAGCAGCCAUUUGUGAGGAUCUGAGCAAGAGGUACAAGGAUCAACAUAAAGAGACUAUGUAUUUAUGCUCGGCACUGGAUCCACGAUUCAAAGCUUUGCCCUUCCUUCCUGACCAUCAACAAGAUGAAAUCUACAUGAGAGUCAUUGCAGAGGCUGGAAGAAUUCAUGACUCAUUUCAGAAAGAGGUUGAUCUGGAGAUCGUGACUGAGGUGAUGCCUGUGGAGCAAGACGAUUCUGAAGAAGUUAAAGAAAACUGUGCUGCUGGCCCACCACCCAAGCGAACAAAGGACAUGUACAGUUUGGCUGAUUUACUUGGUCCAACCUACUGUGCAGGUACUGCUGUGAGACAAAGAACCACACAGGACCAUGCAGAAGAAGAGGUGACAAGGUACAAGGAGGCACCAGCCUUGUCCCUUUCAGAGGGAAAUCCACUUAGUUGGUGGAAAGAGCAUCAGAAUGAAUAUCCACUCAUGUCACAGCUUGCAAAAAUGUACCUGUGCAUCCCAGGGACCAGUGUCUCCUCUGAGCGUGUAUUCUCGACAGCAGGAGACAUUGUCACUACUCAGAGAAGUGCACUCAGCUCAGAUCAUGUUGACCAAAUUCUGUUUCUAAACAAAAAUCUUUAA